AUGGCCUCCAAUGUAAAAGUAUUGCUGGUCACUGAGCCCACGGCCAUCUCGGAAGAUACGUAUGAACGAGCGCUUGCGCUCGUUGACGUCGUCAGUCGCGAGCGCUGUGGGCGCUUCUACCACCGCGCAGACUCGUACCGUUGUCUGAUAGGCCGUCUACUUCCGCGCGUUCUUCUAGCGCGUGAAGGUGUCUCUCCGGAAUCCAUCUCCUUCGCCGAGACACCCUCUCGGAAACCGUACAUAGCUACACCAAAACUCAGCCCACCGUUAGCGUUCAACGUCUCGCAUGAUAAUGAGCUCGUUGGAAUAGCUUAUGCGCGGGGCGAACGCGAGAACAUCGGCCUUGACCUCAUGCGCGUAUCCCGCCCAAGAGGCACAUCGUACGCAUCCUUUGUCGAGUCAGUCGGAGAAGCUCUAUCCGCGAAGGAGACCAAGGCGCUUCUGUCCACUACAACACCGCAGGCAGAGUCCUGGCGCCGCUUCUAUCGCAUCUGGACGACCAAGGAGGCGUACACGAAAGCAUUGGGUUUGGGCCUUGGAUUCGACUUCGCGAGGAUCGACUGCUCGUUCCCUUCGGCAGUGAGCGGCACGCCUCCCGCGUCGCCGCAGAAAGCCGCAGAGUUUCAUUCCGGGGCGAUACCUUUGGCGGACAACACACCCCUUUCCAUCAGUGCCCUCGAGGAGGAAGAGGACAGGGUGCUUGUAGACGGCGUGCCGCCGCACGGAUGGGAGUUCCGUACCCUGGCGUUGACCGUAGCUGGAGAGUCAUAUGAGAUCGUCGCGGCGCGCGCAGGAGGGAACAGCCCCUUUGCGAUGCAUCCGAUUGACCCUCGAGACGCAGAGGUGGUCAGGGCACAGUCGUUCUUGGAAGAGGCCUUGCGUUUGCUCAGCUGA
Molecule: messenger RNA, 894 nt
Organism: Peniophora sp. CBMAI 1063
Lineage: Eukaryota; Fungi; Basidiomycota; Agaricomycetes; Russulales; Peniophoraceae
Source: the annotation of a GenBank genome assembly